Dimorphilus gyrociliatus is the source of this 1375-nucleotide messenger RNA. The record is from the annotation of a GenBank genome assembly. NCBI's taxonomy places the organism in Eukaryota, Metazoa, Annelida, Polychaeta, Dinophilidae.
AGUUUGAGUAUUAUAUCUGCAUGGUUUAUAUUUUCGUCUCUUGACAAUUAUGUAAACAAUGUUAAAAGUGAUAGAUUUGAGGAUAAAUGAAAGGUUUUUUUAAAUCAUCUUAAAUAUGUCAACAAAAAGAGUCCAAAGUGCUGGUUUAUUUAGAAGUCCGUCCAAUCAUAUUUCUUACUUAAAUAGCGAAAUAUGUCGUCUUGAAGAGGAGGCGGCCCAAUAUAAAGCAGAGAAUCAACGAACGAAUGAUAAAUUGAAUUGUUUGAUUUCACUUGUUAAGAACGCAUGGAAUGGGGAUCGAGCCGCCUCCAUACAUGUCGCAAAGAUCGUGGGAGCAGCUCCACCAGAAAUUGAUGUUGAAACGACCGAAAACAAUACAAUUGUUUUAACGGCCAAGCCCAAGCCAAAGGCGUUAAAUAAUUGGGCAUUGUUAACAAUUGGCUUAUUAAAUCGUGAAUAUAAGAAGAUUGAAAUGAGCAUUGCUAAAGAACAAAAUCUAAGAUUGGAACAACGACGACUGUACUUAGAGGAACAAUUAAUUGAGAAUCGACACUCCAAGAUGGCAAUUGUACCGCCAAAUUCACCAAGAACAGGAAAGCGUGAUGAACAGCAAAAGACCACUGCUAUACUGCAAAAUCACGAGAAAACUUUCACUAAAAGACAUAGAGCAGGAAGUGCUCCAGUUACAAGACCAAGGCAAAUUAGAGUUAAUCGACCUGCUUCCGCCCAAAAACAUUUGAACGUUCAACCUGUCUACGUAGCAGAUUUAAUUGUUCGUCCUACAACUAAUCAUAGAGUUGAUGAGGCCUUUCAAGCUGUGCAUGAUUUAACAAAAUGUGUGCAAAAGAAACGAAUUAUACCUCAAAAUGUUAGAAGAUUCUCUGCUGGAAGCGAAUCCGAAGUUAACGAAAAGAUAUGGACAAAUCCAAGUCGAUAUAAAGGAAAUUCAACAAACGCUUAUAAUAGCGAAAGCUUAUUAAAAGAUAUCGAUGGAAGUUCAAAACCUCCUAAACGUCCUGUCAGUUCUAAACAAAUGCUCGAAAAUGACAAAAGACGAUCAAGGCCUAAAAGUUCAAAGCCAUCAAAUGGUAGAGUAAUUAAAUUCGCCGACGAAAGCAAUUCAAAUGAUGCAUCUUCAAAUGAUAACUUAAACGGAAGAAAUGAAGAAAAGGUGCAGUUAGAAGAUAUUGAAACAAACUCAGAAAUUGAGAGAGAACUGAACGUCAACAAGAUGUCAGUUACAGUAAGAAAAACAGAUAUGAACGAUUUUGUUGAUGAAUUGAAAAAUAUGGAAAAAAUGGAAGAAGAAUUGAAAAAAAGUACAUAUGCUCUUCAGAAAAAACUUGGAAUUAUGACAGAAGGAAUGAUUCUCUGA